CAUUCUCCUCUUGUUGUUCCGGCAACGAAAGUUGCCAUCUUUACGCCUUUGAAUCCCUGAAGAUCCUCUUGCAAAGAAGCCCGAGCUUUACCGAAACAAACCUAGGGCUUAAAGAGGAAAAAAAGAAAACAAAACACAACCAUGGAUUCCCUGUCAUCGGUUUCUCCAUCUAUAGUUUUACCUCCGACCAACCCCUUGCCGACGCAACGGCAGCAUCGUCCUCAAGUUUCUGUUUUCCCCUUAGCCCCGAAUACCCGUCUUCCUCGCUUGUCGUCUUUCUUUAGCAUGAAUUCUUGUAAAGGAAGACUGAGUCGAGUUGUUGAUUGUAAAUGCAAAUUUAACGGUGGGGAUAUGAGAGGAGGAGGAGAAGAAGAUGAUGAUGAUGGUGGUGAGAAAGAGGAGGUUGAAAGGGCGCUUCAUCUGGACGGUACGAUUCCAUCUACUUCCAGCGAGUUUCUGAAACGGGUUUCGUCUCGGGCGUAUGAUAUGAGGAGGCAUUUGCAGCAAACUUUUGAUAGUAGCAGUUAUGAUGUGUUGGAGGCAAAUCCAUGGAGAGACCCUUUGAAACCUGUAUACGUGCUAACUCACAAGGAAAACCAGUUGUGCACAAUGAAGACUCGAAGAAACCGCAGUGAAGUUGAAACGGAACUUGGGUUAUUGUUCUCUAAAGGAGCAAAGCGCAGUUCUGGACGUGGGAACAGAACUGAACAGCCUAGAUCUGGCACUAAGUUUGAGAUGCUGGUGGAGGAUGCUAGGGAAGGAGUACUUGUAUUCGAAGAUGAGAAUGAAGCUGCAAAAUAUUGUGACUUGAUGCAGGGAGGAUGUGAAGGUGUCGCCGAGAUCGAAGCCUCAUCGGUAUUUGAUCUUUGCCGGACAGUGAGGGUUCUUGUGGUUCUGUUCCGCAGGGGGAGAACACCUCCGCUACCUCAAAGCCUGGAGCUCAACCUCAAAGCUCGUAAACGUUCCCUGGAAGACCAAGAGAGCUUCAAAUAAAUUAAAUGUCAUACCCAAACAAAGUUAUUGUAUUUUAUUUAAAUAAAUAUUUAAUAUAUUCUUAUUUGUAUGUGAGCUGUAUAAAAAAACUGACAUUUAAAUCUGAAUAACUAGAAUAAAUUGGAAACGAA
Molecule: messenger RNA, 1124 nt
Organism: Hibiscus syriacus
Lineage: Eukaryota; Viridiplantae; Streptophyta; Magnoliopsida; Malvales; Malvaceae
Exons: 5
Coding region: 142-993 (283 amino acids)
Source: RefSeq, a predicted model, not a curated record